Salmo salar (Atlantic salmon) is the source of this 1848-nucleotide messenger RNA. Lineage: Eukaryota; Metazoa; Chordata; Actinopteri; Salmoniformes; Salmonidae. The record is from RefSeq and is a predicted model, not a curated record.
GUCAUCUAACACACUGCUGCUACAUCUACCCAUAACCACCUCAUACAGUAAGUCAUCUAACACAGUGUUUCACUCUCAAACUGCUUUCAACUCAUACUGCAGGUAUUUACAGUUUUAUUAGCAGUUACUAUUAGUUGGUAACGGUUAGUUUCAGAGCUUUCAGAUAAAUUCUGUAUUAGAGGUUCACCAAUUCAAAACAACUACACAGCAUGCCACAGGCACCAGUAGAUGAAGCAAUGUUCAUAUCUUUUCUCUGUCUGAAACAUUCUCCGUAUUCUUGACUGAAUGACAUAGUACAGCUGCUUUGUCUGUCACUGGCGCUGUUUGGUGAUUGGUCAGUAGUAGAGCUGCUGUGUGGUGAUUGGUCUAGAUAUGUUGCGGCUGUCGGAGGGGCAAGUCGGGCGACCACUCAGAAUCCGGACCGCCCAGAGGAGCACCCUGACCAGCGUCUUGCAGUUCCUGGAGUCCCGCCCUGCGAUACACGCCCCCCGUUCUCACCGAACCCUUGGCCUGCAAGCCCCUCCCCCUCGCCGCCUCCUCUCUUCUCUCCCUCACGGUCCCCAUGGCCUUCUGGGUAAACGCAGCUUCCACCACCACACCAGAGCCGAGCCAGAGAAACGCCCAGAAAACCCAGGCCAGACAACGGUACCAGUGCAGAAUGGCCGUAGCAGUGGAGGCGGGGGGACCAGGGGCAGUGCUAGGGGCGGAGUCAUGAUUAGGAAGAGACGCCCAAACUUGAUCGAUGCCCCCGAUGACAGCUUCUUCUUUGUCUCCCGGGAGACCAGUGCUGCAGCCGUUACACAACUGCUCACGGAGGGUCAGGCGGCUGCUGUCUCGGUCCCAGCUGAGGCGCGCCUGUCGACAGCCCUGUGAGCAGAUCACCCUGCGCAGGGCAUCCCAGGCACCACCACAGGGGCUGCUCCUCGCCCCUCCACACCCCCACCCCAGCCUCCGGAUGAGGGGACCCAUUGUCAUCCACGACUGACCCCUGACCUCUGACCCUAUCUCCCUCCCAUGCCUGUCCCCUGCCUAGGCUCAGCUCGACAUGCAAGACCCUAAUCCUAGUUUCACCCAGCCCCGCCCUCCCCAAUGCCCCCCUUUAAAUAAAAAAAAACCUCUGGACUCUUCGGAAUCUGACCCUUCACCUCGGCAGGAAGUGAUGUGCUUCGUUGCCGUGGAGACAGACAUAAAGGGGUUCCCACCUGUACAGAUCCAACUCCCCUGGGACAGAAAACCAGUGAGUGUGUGAACUUGAUUGUUUUUUUCUUCUUCAGUACCUACUGCAUGUCAGUGACUGGUAGUUGUGAGCUCUCCUCAGUUUGUCAGGGAGAUCUAACCUGAUAUCAACUAACCAGAUCGGCUGGAUUUAAAGGGAUGGUUUGAUCACAAACUAGAUGGUUAAAGGGAUUGGAUCAGUAACUAGAUAACUGCAUCAUUAUGUAUCUUACAGUUCCACAACACUGCUAACUUCUGAGUCAACAACAUAGAAAUACGCUCCUCUGCAUCUGAGCCAUUGUAUAUUACUAUACCGAUUGCAACUCUGUACAGUCUAGCCAUUCUAUUUUAUGCUCUACCUAGCACUGCUAUAGGCAGAACACUUCCUCUCUCCUCAAUGGAACCUGGGACUGUCAUGACAGAUCUAAUCUGAUUUGGUAUCCUAUUCCCUGUGUAGGGCACAACUUUUGGCCAGAGCCAUCUAGUGCCCAAGGGAUUAAGGGGCUAUUUAGGACGUCCCCUGCAGUAGCAUGCCACUGAGGUCAAGCCUCCUGAUUUGCUUAUGUUGGUGUUCAUGAAUGUCACGUGUUGAAAUAUGAAAUAUGCUGAUUAAAAACAACACAGUUUCCUCUA